CUUUGUGAUAUGUAAAAAGCAAGGGAGGUAGGACUAUAAAACCUCUGCUGUGUCUCUGUUCAGACACACAGACAACCUCGUUCUCUACUGAGCUUCACUAAACGGAUAUUUAACAGCUAACUUCACAACAUAUCGCCGCUACCACCUCAAAUCUGCUGCUACAGGAUGUGCAAAGGACUAUCAUCACUGCCUGCAAGCUGCUUGGAAAGGGCUAAGGACUUAAAAGCAAGACUGCGAAGCAUUUUGCUGAAAUCCCAUUGGAAUAAAUCCUGCUGCAAAAUGGGGCAAAACAAGCCAACCUUGGAGGAAUGCCUUGGGUGGAAGGAGUCGUUUGAAAAACUCUUGUCAAGUAAAUAUGGACUGUGUGCCUUCACAGCCUUCCUGGUGUCUGAGUUUAGCGAGGAGAACAUUUCCUUCUACUCUGCCUGUGAAGACUACAGAAAUACCAAGUCUCCUGCCAAACUGUCAGCCAAAGCCCAGAAGAUCUACGAUGAAUUCAUCGGCAGUGAUGCUCCACGAGAGAUUAACAUUGACCAUGAAACUCGUGACAUCACCAGAGCCAACAUCCUGGAGCCUUCAACCGAAUCCUUCGACUCGGCCCAGCAUAAGAUCUACAUGCUGAUGGCCAAAGACUGCUACCCUCGCUUCCUCCGCUCUCAAGCCUACAGGGAUUUAGUUUGCCAAGCCACACCCAGCACUAAGGCAACCAAGAAGCCGUGAACUCUCUCCAUUAAACAAUGGAUAAGUUAGUUGAUCACCCCCAAUGGUUGAGAAGGCAAAGCAAGACCGUAGGUUCUACACCAUGAAGCUGACUCUGGUGCAGAAACGUCGGAUUGUCCCAGGAGGGGCCGUGAAUGGCCGUGUUCGGUAGAUGCCCAAAGGUUGAAGAGAAAAACAAAACGGUUGAUCCCUUAAGUGGACUGUUGUGUGAUCACAGAUGAAGUUUGGACGUUACAAUUCAAUGAAUGUAUAACAGACUGAGUGUCAAUCAAGCAGGAAGGAAGGAAGGAAGGAAGAAAGGAAGAAAGGAAGAAAGCACGUUUCUUUGCCACCCGUCUGUGGCUAUGGUGUGCAAUGUUUCUCAGUUAAAGUCUUGCACACACACUUUGUGAACAGACUUGUAAGGUCCUUUAUGAUUUUGUAUUUAUUUUAAUUUAUUUGCCUGAAAUAUAUUUCUUGCUUUUUUACCCAACAGAAUGGAAUACUGUGAUUUAAUUUACAUAAUAUAUUAUUUAUUUUAUUAUAUGGUUGGUUUUUUUUUUACAUACAAGCAACUUGAAUAAAUU
Messenger RNA from Eleginops maclovinus (Patagonian blennie), 1286 nucleotides. Its product is annotated as regulator of G-protein signaling 5-like. The transcript is spliced from 5 exons. Bases 166 to 720 code for a protein of 184 amino acids. The record is from RefSeq and is a predicted model, not a curated record. Lineage: Eukaryota; Metazoa; Chordata; Actinopteri; Perciformes; Eleginopidae.